AGGCUGUGGAGUGUAAUUUAACUCACUCUGUUUUGAAGUAUGUAGUAUGAGUAUCCCGCUUGCUUCUGACGCUCACUCCUACCAUUCCUACUCUCUCUCUCUCUCUCUCUGACUUCUUGAAAGACAUCGGGAGUGGGGGUCUGGGAGCUGGGAAGGUUUUCAUAAAUUCUAUUGAUACAUAAAAUCCUGUUCCAACAUAUCCUCGUUUAACUCUUCUCCAACGCUUGGGAAUAUGAAGAAAGAAACUCUGGUUAUUGCCAAUGUUGAGGAACCUACUGCUCGAAUAACUCGAGCUCGAGCUGCUGCAUUUCAUGCAUGGGGGGGGAAGCCCACUUCAAAGGCAUCCACACAACAAGAUCAGAAGCCUGCGUUGCAACCAAAUAGAAAAAGAGCAGCCUUGAAUGAAAACAACUCUAAUGCUGCUGAUACUGCAUGUCUUCAGCUAAAAAGGCGGGCAGUGCUCAAGAAUGUCACAAAUGUUUGCUGUGAAAAUUCACUUAGGAACUGCAUCGAUGCAGCCAAAAUUCAGAGUAGGAAGGGUAAGCAGUGUAAAAGACGUAAAGUAAAGGUGUCCAAGGUGGUCCCGUCUGUUGUCUUAGAAAUCCCACAGCUUCAAACUGAUGUAGAAACAAAAAUGCAUCAAAUAAGAAAAAAAGAACUUAAAAAAGAAGAUGUUACUAGUGCAGAGAGUUUGGAAGAACCAUCUUUAGAUAAUAGUUGCAACAUGAGGGAGCUUGCUGCAGCUGAUUGUCAGCUUGAAAGACAGAAUCUUGCUAUGCCUCCUCUUCUCCAAAGCCCUUUAAGGAAAGCUGAGAAAGUUGGCCCUUGUGGGAAAUUGAAGAUAUCAAGCAAUCCGGAUGUUAAAGACAUAGAUUCUGAUCACCAUGAUCCUCAGUUGUGUAGCCCUUAUGCUGCUGAAAUCUAUAGCAAUUUAUGUGUUGCAGAGCUCAAACAAAGGCCUUCUUCUAAUUUUAUGGAAACAGUCCAGCGAGAUAUCACCCAGUGCAUGCGUGGGAUUCUAGUUGAUUGGCUUGUGGAGGUGUCUGAGGAAUAUAAGUUGGUGCCAGAUACACUUUACCUCACAGUGCAUCUCAUCGAUUUGUUUCUUUCUCAAAAUUACAUUGAAAGACAGAGACUUCAACUUCUUGGCAUCACUUGCAUGCUAAUUGCCUCGAAGUAUGAAGAAAUUUGUGCGCCACAUGUGGAAGAUUUUUGCUUCAUCACAGACAGUACUUAUACAAGAGAAGAGGUAUUGAAAAUGGAAAGCCGAGUAUUGAACAACUUUGGCUUUCAAAUUUCUGCACCUACUACGAAAACAUUUCUAAGGAGAUUUGUCCGUGCAGCACAAGCUACUUACAAGAACCCCAGUUUUGAAUUGGAAUACUUGGCAAAUUAUCUAGCAGAAUUGACAUUGUUGGAAUAUGAUUUCUUGAAUUACAUUCCCUCUCUCAUAGCUGCAUCAGCUGUCUUCCUAGCCAGAUGGACAUUGGACCAGUCAGGCCAUCCAUGGAAUCCAACUCUAGCAUUCUAUACCACCUACAAGGCAUCAGAUCUGAAGACUAUGACUUUUGCAUUACAAGAUUUGCAGAUGAACACCAAUGGCUGCCCUCUGAAUUCUAUACGUGCAAAGUACAGGCAAGAAAAGUUCAAGUCUGUAGCGGCUUUGUCUUCCCCGAAACUGCUCCAAACACUGUUUUAAAGAUAUAGACCUAACACAAGGGACAACUAACAAGUGCCAUGACUAAUUGGACCAGAGUUUCCUCUGGAUUUUUGCUAACUCUCUGGAUGUCAAAUCUCAAUCUACUCGCUUUCCCAUUAAUACUCACUUUUUCACUUCAAAUUUUUGUUCAUAAAUUUUUUGUGAGUUUAUCAGGUAUUGGUUCUUCAAAACCUUUUCUUUUGUAAUGUUGAAUCAUGGAACUAGGGAUGUAAAUUAGUGCAGCUAGUUUGAAGCAAAAUGACUCAUGGUUAAAUA
Molecule: messenger RNA, 1975 nt
Organism: Malania oleifera
Lineage: Eukaryota; Viridiplantae; Streptophyta; Magnoliopsida; Santalales; Ximeniaceae
Product: cyclin-A2-4
Exons: 12
Coding region: 233-1699 (488 amino acids)
Biological process (GO): mitotic cell cycle phase transition; regulation of cyclin-dependent protein serine/threonine kinase activity
Cellular component (GO): cytoplasm; cyclin-dependent protein kinase holoenzyme complex; nucleus
Molecular function (GO): cyclin-dependent protein serine/threonine kinase regulator activity
Source: RefSeq, a predicted model, not a curated record